Molecule: messenger RNA, 2880 nt
Organism: Poecilia reticulata (guppy)
Lineage: Eukaryota; Metazoa; Chordata; Actinopteri; Cyprinodontiformes; Poeciliidae
Source: RefSeq, a predicted model, not a curated record
AUGGGGGAUACAGUUCUAGAAGUUAGAAACCUAAUAUGGUUCACCAAAGGGGAAAAUAUUGCUCCUGUGGAUCUGAAAGAUGACCAAGAUUACGCAGGACGCAUAGAGUAUAAACAUGGCUGCACCGUGGCUAUCAGGGACGUACGAGAGAGUGACUCUGCUGUCUACAAGUUCAGGUUCACAACCAAUAACCAAAGAGGAAAAUACACCGGCUCGCCGGGGGUCACUUUGUCAGUCUCUGCCGUCGAGCUGCAAGUGAUCAAAUGGGAGCGCAGACAGAACGGCACUCUGGCAGAGAUGACGUGCAAAAGCAAAUGUCUGCCUGACCUACAUCCUUACAUCUGGAUCAAGAACGGGCAGGACGUUUUGAUGCAGACCUCCUCGUCUUUUUCAUACAUGUUUUCUGACGCCGACCGCAUUUCUUGCGCUGCAGCAGGACACAGGAAUUUCCCGUCUCCGUCAGUGUACAUGCCGAAUCUUCCCUCUGUGUCGAUGAGUUCCUCUGGUCACAUUGUGGAGGGCAACCCAAUAACUCUAACUUGUUCCAGUGAUGCUAAUCCAGCAGCUACAUACACCUGGUACAAGAAGGACGCUUCUGCUUCUCUCAGCAAAGGCUCACAACUCGUCUUCAAGUCUAUCCAAUCCUCUGACUCUGGAGAAUAUUAUUGUAAAGCUGAGAACGUCCUGAGAAUAAGGGCAUCUAAAGUCGUCUUCAUUGACGUAAAAUACUCACCAAGGCUUCCUUCUGUGGCAUUAAGACCCUCUGGUGAAAUAGUGAGGGGAACCUCUGUGGACCUGAUUUGUUCCAGUGAUGCUAAUCCAACAGCUAAGUACAUCUGGUUCAAGAAGAACAAUCCUGGGCCUCUGAGCAACGACUCGCAACUCGUCUUUGAGUCUAUCCAUUCGUCUGACUCUGGAGAGUACUACUGCACAUCAGAGAAUAUGCUGAACCAAGUGACAUCUGAAGGCAUUUUUAUUGAUGUGAAAUUCUCUGCCAUUUUUCUGUCAUGUAAAGAGAUGAAAGCAGCAGCUAUGAGUUUCUCAGCAGUGAUMCGUGGAGUUAUUGUCCUUCUGAUGGCAGCAGAUGUUUGUGGUCAGGAUGGCUGGGGUGUGACCUAUGGUCCUUCCAUUUGUGCCCUAAAAGGAUCAACAGUGGAAAUGAGCUGCAACUAUACUUACCCAGACACAUACAAAAAUGCACAGAUUGUUAUAAAGGAAACAUUUUGGUUUACAAAAGUGAGUAAUGGAAAUUAUGUGGCACUGAAAGGUGACACAGACUAUUCAGGUCGUGUGGAAUAUCCAUGCACAAAAAAAUACUGCAAUCUGAAAAUCUCUAAUGUGAAACAAACUGACUCAAAAGAGUACAAGUUCAGGUUCACAACAAACCAUCCAGAUGGAAAAUACACUGGUUCACCUGGAGUCUUUUUAUCUGUCACAGACCCACAGCUGCAGGUGAAGGUAAACGGGUUAGACGAUCCAACCAGGAUCCAGCUGACAUGUCACACUGACUGUCAGCUGCCUCGUCCAGUUUCCUACGUCUGGUUGGAGGAUGAAACACCAAUCACAACAGAGAAUAAUAAUCUGUUCCUGUCCUCAUUUAACACCUCACACAGAUAUCAAUGUGCCAUAAAAGGUUAUGAUCAUGUUCCAUCUCCUGCAGUGUAUGCUCCACUGAACACCGCUCUGUCAGUGACGCCCUCAGAAACUGUUGAAGGCUCUUCAGUGACUCUGACCUGCMGCAGUGAUGCUAAUCCAGCAGCUAAAUACAACAUUUACAGGGUGAAUGAAGGUCAACAUGGUCAACUUCUCAGAACAGAAAAACAAUCAGUCUUCAGCUCCAUCCAGGUCUCUGAUACUGGGAGAUAUUACUGUACAGCUGGAAAUGACCUGGGAAGCCAAACGUCUCCAAGUAUUGAUAUUAAUGUGAAAUACGGUCCAAAGAGCUGCUCUGUGUCGGUGAACCCCUCURGAUCAAUAGAGGAGGGUAACCCAGUGAAUCUGACCUGCAGCAGUGAUGCUAACCCAGCAGCUAGCUACAACUGGUACAAGGAGAAUAAAAUCAUUCUUACUGGAUCSAAGGUUUAUCAUGUCGCCGCUGUCGGCUCAGAGCACAGAGGAAACUACGUUUGCAAGGCUCAGAACCAGCAUGGAGAACRAAACUCUUCAUCUCUGUUUCUAGAUGUUCUCUAUGCCCCAAAGGUUCCCUCUGUGUCCAUAAGUCCUUCAGGUGACAUCCUGGAGGGAAACUCAGUGAAUCUGACCUGCAGCAGUGAUGCUAACCCAGCAGCUAGCUACAACUGGUACAGGGGAAAAGACAACAAACUCAUGGAAUCAAAUAAAAAUCUCAUCUUCAACUCCAUCAAUUCACAUGAUUCUGGGCAAUAUUACUGCACAGCCACAAACAACAGGGGACAAAAGAACUCAAGUGUCAGUGUUAAUGUUACAUAUGCUCCCAGACCUCCUUCAGUGUCUCGGAGUCCGUCUGGUGACAUCAUGGUGGGAAAAUCAGUGACUCUGACAUGUAGCAGUGAUGCUAACCCAGCAGCUAGCUACAGUUGGUUCAAAGAGGGAGAAAAGGCACUAAAAGCUUCAGAAAAAAGCUUCACCAUCACCAACAUACAAGAAGAACACAGUGGGAACUAUUACUGUAAAGUCCAGAACAAGCUAGGACAGCACAACGCCACUCUAUCUGUGACUGUUGUGGCAGUGCCAUUAAUGUAUGUACUCAUUGGAACUAUUGCUUCUAUUUUGCUGAUCAUGAUAUCCCUCCUUGUCUUCUUAAUAUCGAGGUAAAUUAAUCUUUUUUUUUCGCUUCAUAUUUCUUACAUCUAAAGUUUCCAUAAAAUGUAUUCACCUUUCUGGUUGCCUUAACCUUUUUAA